Staurois parvus is the source of this 486-nucleotide messenger RNA. The record is from the annotation of a GenBank genome assembly. Lineage: Eukaryota; Metazoa; Chordata; Amphibia; Anura; Ranidae.
CUCUGGUCAUCUCCUGUACUGUGUCCACAGUCUCUGUAAUGUCCUGUACUAUGUCCGCAGUCUCUGGUCAUCUCCAAACUGUGUCCACAGUCUCUGGUCAUCUCCUGUACUGUGUCCACAGUCUCUGGUCAUCUCCUGUACUGUGUCCGCAGUCUCUGGUCAUCUCCUGUACUGUGUCCACAGUCUCUGGUCAUCUCCUGUACUAUGUCCGCAGUCUCUGGUCAUCACCUCUACUAUGUCCGCAGUCUCUGGUCAUCUCCUGUAUAUGUCCGCAGUCUCUGGUCAUCUCCUGUAGUAUGUCCGCAGUCUCUGGUCAUCUCCUGUAGUAUGUCCGCAGUCUCUGGUCAUCUCUUGUAGUGUGUCCACAGUCUCUGGUCAUCUCCUGUACUGUGUCCGCAGUCUCUGGUCAUCCCCUGUACUGUGUCCACAGUCUCUGGUCAUCCCCUGUACUGUGUCCACAGUCUCUGGUCAUCCCCUGUACUAUGU